Cetraspora pellucida is the source of this 729-nucleotide messenger RNA. The record is from the annotation of a GenBank genome assembly. NCBI's taxonomy places the organism in Eukaryota, Fungi, Glomeromycota, Glomeromycetes, Diversisporales, Gigasporaceae.
AUGUCAUGCUCAGAUGUGUUAAAAAAAUACUCUGAAUGGUUGGAAAAGGAAGUGGAAAAUGGUAAUAUAUCUUUAUAUAAAUAUUCACUGUUCAAAAAUAUUAAAUAUAUUAGAAAAGGAGGGUUUGGAUUUAUUAGUUCUGCUGACUAUUACGGGGGAAAAGUUGCAUUGAAAAGCAUUAACACUAAAGAAGCAACUAGAGAUUUUGUUAACGAGAUUCUCAAUAAAAUAUCAGAAGAAACAAAAAUUGAAGAAUUCAUUAUAAAUCGUAAUCAAAGACCUAUUCCUACUUUAACUGGGAGCGGAGCAUCUUCAUUAUUUUCUGUGGGACAAAAUAUACAGAUAAUAAAUGAUCCUAAUUUAAAGAAAUCUUCUCAAAACCAAGAUGAUCGUUAUGAAGAAUCACUUUCUGAUUUAAGUAAAUCAGUAGAGCUUGAUUCCAAUAACUCGAUUACACUAUUAUCUCGAGGAAAAUCUUAUUUCAUGUUAGAAAAAUAUAACGAAUCUAUUAAAAGCUUAACAGAGUUAUUAGACUUUGAUCCAGAAAAUGUUGAUGCAUUAAAUACUCGAGCAAAAGCAUAUUGUAAACUUGCAUAUUAUGAACUUUGCGAAUUUAAAAAUUCACUUAAAGACUUAAAUGAAGCAUUAAAUAUUGAUCCAAACGAUGAAGAGUCCCUAAGAUGUCGAGAACAAGUUCAAUUAAAGAUUUCAAAUAAUCCAUUGUGCUAA